AAUCAGUACGUUACUGGGUUGGCCCUUUGCGCCCUCGCUAACAUUGGUUCCACGGAAAUGUGUAUGUCGUUGAGUAGAGAGGUUGAACAGCUUCUUGUUGGGCCUGGCAGUUCGAGUCCUUAUGUGCAGAAAAAAGCUGUAUUGUGCGCGUUACGGAUUGUUAGAAAG
Molecule: messenger RNA, 168 nt
Organism: Perkinsus marinus ATCC 50983
Lineage: Eukaryota; Perkinsozoa; Perkinsida; Perkinsidae
Exons: 2
Biological process (GO): receptor-mediated endocytosis; intracellular protein transport; Golgi to vacuole transport
Cellular component (GO): membrane coat; AP-1 adaptor complex
Molecular function (GO): clathrin-cargo adaptor activity
Source: RefSeq, a predicted model, not a curated record